Molecule: messenger RNA, 3986 nt
Organism: Dreissena polymorpha
Lineage: Eukaryota; Metazoa; Mollusca; Bivalvia; Myida; Dreissenidae
Product: alpha-mannosidase 2x-like
Exons: 4
Coding region: 364-3588 (1074 amino acids)
Biological process (GO): protein deglycosylation; N-glycan processing; mannose metabolic process
Cellular component (GO): Golgi membrane
Molecular function (GO): alpha-mannosidase activity; carbohydrate binding
Source: RefSeq, a predicted model, not a curated record
CGAAGUACGUUAUUGUACACAAUUUCGUUAUAUACCUACAGUCGAUUGGUGAUAUAGGAUUUUAGUGGGUAAUAGAUACAAAUUGGGAUAAAUAAUCCUAUUUGUGUUAUAUUUUGCAGUUUUCAACAAAUUAGAUCAGAAAAGCUCGAUUGCAUCGGAAGCCUAAGAGAGUCCACUAGGCAUAAAUGGGUUAACAAGCAACCAGAAAGUCAGAGGUCGCCGUGGCGUAGUGGAUACGAUGUCCGCCUAGCGACCGGGAAGUCAAGGAUUCGAGCCUCACUGUGGGAGCUUUCUUAAGAUCUCCCCCAAACGACACAGAGUACUAUUUCUACCAAGACGUGACGACUCCAGACUUCCAGGUCGAUGGCGUCUUGGUUUCGUCAUUGCGGGCGCAGGCGACUCUUCGGACGGCUGUUUGCGCUCUGUGGUCUUGCAUAUUUAUUGGUUGCUCUUAAGUUUGUUAAGGAAAUGCUGAAUGAGCGGAACAAUAGCUUUGUGUUAAAUUUUAAUGCAAUGGACGUCCAUAUGGAAAUGUUUGGAACGCAGCAAAAGGCUAAGCACUCUGCUAAAAACGAAUAUGGUAAAAAAGCGUUAGAACAAUAUUGUUUGGUGCCCAAAACCUUCGACGAUGGAAGAAUUUUCACGUUAGACCUUCCAGCCCAAACCAACUACUCUAUGAUACAAAACGUAGCACAUCCAAGGUUUCAAGAAUAUGUACUUCCGGUUUCUGACGCCUCCGUUGCCUAUGGUCCGAGACUGGAUCAUAUGACUGUGUAUAUCAUCCCGUUUUCUCACGUUGACCCUGGUUAUGGCAUGACGCUGGAGCAAUACUACUCGUCCAUGACCAAGCACACCCUUGACAACUUGGUCGUCAAGCUAGAACAGUACCCGAACAUGACCUUCCAGUGGGCAGAGACCGUCUUCCUGGAAAGAUGGUGGCGAGACAUAUCGCCCGAAACAAAGGCUACAUUUCGCCGUCUCGUAAACAAUGGUCAACUGGAAAUUGUCCUCGGUGGUUGGGUGAUGCCAGACGAGGCGGUUACGCACUAUGGUCCUGUAAUCGACCAACUGAUUGAAGGUCACCAGUGGUUAAAAGAAAACGUUGGAGUGAAGCCGAAGAACGCAUGGGUUAACGACCCGUUUGGAUAUUCAAGCACGCUUCCGUAUCUAUGGAAAAUGGCUGGUGUAGAAAACAUUGUCAUUUUACGAAUCCACCAGGCGGUAAAAGCUACACUUAUGAGAAAGCACGCUUUAGAGUUUAACUGGAGGCAAAUGUGGGAUCCGACAAACGAAAAUGACAUAUUUUGUCAUUUGAUGGCAUAUAGGGGUUACUGGAUUGGCGAUACGUGUGGGCCGAACCACCAACAUAUAUGUCGUGAAUAUGCGUUCAUGCACAAAGAUCCCCGUGAUAAAGUGGUGUUUCUAACAAAAGAGAAUAUCGCUGAACGGUCGCGUAUUUUGUACGAAGAGUAUAGAAUCACUGCUGAGCUUUACAGAAAAAGAACUAAAACCGAUACCAAUCUGGGUGAAAAUUUAUUUUUGCCAAUGUUUCUUGGUGAAGACUUCUCAUACGUUAAUUCGGAAGAUUAUGAUCUUAUUUACAAAAGCUACGCCAUGAUGUUCGAGUACAUGAAUAAUAAAACGGAAUGGAAAAUAAAAAUUAAGUUUGGAACAAUCAAUGAGUAUAUGACCACAAUGAAAGAAUAUCACAAUAACCGCAAUCAAUACAACUUUCCAUCAUUGUCCGGGGACUUUUUCCCAUAUUCAGACUUUCAAAAUGAUUAUUGGACUGGUUAUUAUAGUACAAGGCCUUUCCUUAAGCAACUCUCUAGGGAUAUACAACGUUAUAUGAAAGCAGCAGACCUGUUUCAUACUUACGCGCGCUUUCAUUCAAGCACGAAGAAAAUUAAUUACGCUAUGGGUGAUAAGGUUACCGCAUUGCUCACAUCAGCGAGACGUGGUCUGGGUAUUUAUUUGCAUCACGAUGGAAUAACUGGUACUUCGGUUCCUUCAGUAAUGCAAAAUUUCAACGACGUUUUGUUUCAAGCAUUAAACGACGCCCAACAAGCAUUCAAACAUAUCGCCUCAAAUUUGAUUUCCAACGGUAACCUCGCUGUUCCACUCAUUCGCCAUUCAUCGUUUCGCCACAAGCAAACUGACUGUCCGUCUCCUGAGGUUCUUACGGUACCUGUCAGUGGCUCACUGGUCGUCGUUGCAAAUUCGUUGCCUAGACGACGCGUUGACGUGAUAACAUUCCACGUGAGCACAGCCAACGUAGAAGUUACAACACAGAAAGGCAAGGUAAAACAUCAGAUACAACCAGCUGGCAUCGCUAACUACCAAGUAUCAUUCGUUGCCGAAUUACCGCCGCUCAGUCUGCAUUUGUUUAACGUAACGUUGAACCACCAAGUCCCAUUUAAUGAAGUCCCCGUGCUAAAUGAACCGUCAGAAGACUACAUCGAAAAUGACUUCAUUAAAAUUGUAAUUGAUCAAAAGACUGGCUUCCCAACACGAUUAAUACUAAAGCAGGACGAAAACAUCAGCAUCAAUGUGUCGUGUGAUGUCCUUGCUUACACCGCUAAACGAAGCGGUGCUUACAUCUUUGCGCCAGAAGGCGAGGCGACACAAUACUUAAAAUCAACGCGCACUAUUAAGUUCACAAAAGGACCAAUAACAUCGGAAGUCAAAACCACAUAUGAUGGAUUUUCAAUGACAUUAAAAAUAUACAAUGCACAAGGGGCGAAAGCUUAUGGGGUGUUUAUAGAAACUAUGAUAGACAUGUCCCACACCGGAAUGAAUACCAUGGACAAAGAGGUUAUUUUAAGACUUAAAUCAGACAUUGAUAAUAAAAAUGUAUUCUUCACCGAUCAAAAUGGGUAUCAGUUGCUGGGCCGUUUUAACAAUGUCAGUAGAUCUAUCGAAGAAAAUUAUUAUCCUGUGACGACGAUGAUUUUGAUAGAGGAUACAACAAAGCGGUUAACUUUACACACUGCCCAACCGCACGGCGCCACGAGUUUAAAAAGCGGUUGGAUAGAAGUGAUGCUGGACAGGAAACUCUCGAGAGAUGAUGACAAAGGCCUUGGACAAGGGGUAACGGAUAAUCUACCUACCAUGGCGAAUUUUGUUCUCCAGCUCGAAAGGAUAACCUCGUUAAAAACGUCAAAUACCAACGCCAAGCGCGUUCAAACAUACCCGUCUGCUGAUGCUAUGUUUAUUAAUGAACAACUCAACGAGCCCAGUGUUGUGACACUUAUUCCAAUUGUUGGAGAUGGAAAUUUAGUUAAUUUUAAUGGCAUAGAAGAGUCUCUUCCUUGCGAUACAGUUAUCGUAGGUAUGCGUCACAUGAAACAAGCUAAUUCGACAAGUCUAGUACUACACCGUAGACCUUUCAACUGUGCAAUGUCGACUGACCGUUCUGAGUGCAACUUGUUGAAUGGUGCCGCCAAUCUAAAUAACCUGUUUAAGGGGCUAGAGUUUCGUGUUGCUAAGGAGACAUCCCUGACGCAUUUAACUGAGAAAAGGGUUGUUUCAAACAGCGAAGAUCUGAAUCCUCACCUCAUGCAGCUGAGGUCAUUUGAACUUGUGUAAAAUACAUAGCAUUUCUUUAUUUUUGGUAAAUGAUGGGAUGUUGCGAAGUGCUGAAUUGGAGAUGAAGCGAAGGUCGGUUAAAUGUGACUAAUUGGAUAUAUAGAGUUUAUUUAUGGCUUGUUUAUGAUGUGAUUUUAAGAAAUAUCAUGCGUUGGAAUGGAAGAUGCAUUUAUUUGAACUAAGCGUGCCAUAUUGUAUAGUAUUGCAUUGUUUAUAGUAUUGCCGACGUCUCUUUUAAUUUUUCCUGCAAGCGUGGAGAAGCAGUACUGGUGAACAAAGUAAUCAACUGUUAAGUGUUCUAAAUUAUAGUGUUACUGUCUGUUUUAAUAUUUAUUUAUACUUAAGUAAUAUAAGUGUUGUUUAUUGUUAAUAUUGUUUAUAGGGGCAUUGAGGCCGUG